Molecule: messenger RNA, 1587 nt
Organism: Aspergillus campestris IBT 28561
Lineage: Eukaryota; Fungi; Ascomycota; Eurotiomycetes; Eurotiales; Aspergillaceae
Product: putative MFS multidrug transporter
Exons: 3
Coding region: 1-1587 (528 amino acids)
Biological process (GO): transmembrane transport
Molecular function (GO): transmembrane transporter activity
Source: RefSeq, a predicted model, not a curated record
AUGGAUUCUUACAACCGCCGCGAUGCCUCCUGUCCAGAUGUGAUCGAUUUGGAAGCAGAUCAGAAAGUCAAGCAAAGCACUGAGAUCCGGAGCAAGUCUAUUGGAGACGCUUCUGCCGACGACUCCUCUGCAGAUGAGCUCAAAUCCCCGUAUACCGUCCUUUCCGAGAGAGAGAAACGAUUUUUUAUUGCAGUCGUAUCGACCGUCAACUUCCUAGGACCAGUAACGGCUACGAUCUAUUAUCCGGCUUUGGGGCCACUGGCGCGCGAGUUGAAUGUCUCUGAGAGUCACAUUAACCUGACUAUCACGUUCUAUCUGAUUAUCUUAGGAAUUGUUCCCCUCUUGACAGCGGGUUUCUCUGAUCAAAAUGGCCGGCGUCUCAUUCUCAUCGGCUGCCUCGUCGCCUUCGCCUUCGUCAAUAUCGCCCUCGCCCUUCAAACCAGUUUCCCUGCACUCGUUAGUCUCCGCUGUCUCCAAAGUUUCAGCACAAGCAACAUCGCCGUGGUCGCGGCUGCCACAGUCGCAGACGUGAUCACUCGGGCCGAACGCGGCAAAUACCUCGCAUACAUCACACUAGGACCCAACAUCGGCAGUGCGGUCGGUCCCAUCGUCGGCGGCGUGCUCACCCAGUUCCUGGGGUGGCGAAGCAUCUUCUGGCUCUUAGCCAUCUUCGCCGCUCUGCUCGCCAUUCUAGUCAUCUGCUUCCUGCGGGAGACCUGCCGCGCCCUCGUCGGCAAUGGUAGCAUCCCCCCCGCGCCCUACAACAGAACCCUCUUCGACAUAAUCCGCCCGUGGACACCCCACACCCCCGAGAAGAUUGAAGAGACAACACUCACCACGUUUAAACGGCGGCCCAGCGUGCUCGACGCCCUCAAAAUCCUCUUCGACCUCGAAUCCUGCUUCAUCAUCCUGUACAACACCGCCCUCUACUGCGGCUUCACGGCGGUAACAAGCAGCAUCCCGGCCCUCUACGAACGAACCUACGGCUUCAACUCCCUCGAAGUCGGCCUCGCCUACCUGCCCUAUGUCCUAGGCAGCACUCUCUCCCGCUGGACAGUAGGCAACCUCGCAGACUGGAACUUUGCGCGCCACGCCCGCACCGCAGGCAUCACGAUCCAGAAGAACCACCAAUGCGCCGAGCAGCUAGCGCGCAUUCCACUCGAGCGAGCACGGCUACAGCUUGCCCUGCCCCUGGCAUAUCUAUCAACUGUCUUCCUGGCAGCCUACGGCUGGGUGAUCCAACGCGAAGUGCACAUCGCCGCGCCGCUUUCGCUGCUCUUUCUAAUGGGAAACACAAUGACGGGCACUAGCAACACGCUAAACCUGCUGAACAUCGACAUCAAUGCGCAGCGCCCGGCCACGGCCACGGCUGCGAUGAACUUUUUGCGGUUCACGUGCGGUGCUGGGGUCGCGGCCGCGGCGUUGCCGCUGGAAGGCGCGAUCGGGACCGGCUGGAUGGCGACGCUCGUUUCGGGGGUGCAUUGGCAAUUACAAUCAAACCAUAAUCAGGGGAGAUAUUUCAAGACACAGGAUGAGUUACACUACAAUAUCAUCAAGCAACUGCAGUCACACAAUGCAGCCAUGUAA